This is a messenger RNA of Patiria miniata (bat star), 4896 nucleotides long. Its product is annotated as POU domain, class 4, transcription factor 2-like. Gene Ontology annotation, biological process: regulation of transcription by RNA polymerase II. The coding region runs from base 227 to 1261 and encodes 344 amino acids. The transcript is spliced from 2 exons. Lineage: Eukaryota; Metazoa; Echinodermata; Asteroidea; Valvatida; Asterinidae. Gene Ontology annotation, molecular function: RNA polymerase II cis-regulatory region sequence-specific DNA binding; DNA-binding transcription factor activity, RNA polymerase II-specific. The record is from RefSeq and is a predicted model, not a curated record.
AGGUGUAUACAAGGGCCGCACGAAUUAAUAGUUACAGAGAGAGUGAAAGCGCGCUACCGAGUAAACACUGCCCUGAAACACACAUCCAAGGCAUAUAUCGACGCGGGUUUAGUAAGGAAGGAACGGCUGGAAAAACCUGAAAUAUUCACAGAGAGAGGUCUCGCCAAACAUUACGGUGGCGUCAAUACAGAGUUACGGUGGAAGUUGGAGGACACAGGGCGUUGUCAUGAAUGUAAAGGACCAUGUGAGUAUGCAUCCACCCAUACCAGCGGCUCCUAAGUACUCGCCACUUCACCAUAGGCAUCAUGACCGGGGAGCUGAGAUGAUGAGACGCCACUGCAUGAGCAAUGCUCCGAGCAAUCUCUUCGGAGGUAUUGACGAGGGUCUCUUGGCUCGGGCAGAAGCCCUAGCUGCGGUCGAUGUCAUGUCCUCCAUGGUCAAAAACAACCAGACUCACAUGAACAUCAAGAACGACCAUGUCUCCAACUACUCCCCUCACCACAUGAACGGCGGCAUGCACCCUGCGUCCCACCACUACGGUAGCGGGACAUCGUGCGCAUCUCGCAGCAUACACGGCCACAUGGAUCAUGGGGAGUUCCUGGAUCAAAUAUCGGCGACUGCCUCGCUACCUGGAGCCACCAACACCAGUCUCUCCGGGGCUGACAUGCAGGGGAUGGUGGUGGCUUCACCCCACCAGAGCUUCGCUGCCAUGUCCGGCCAGCCCGGUCAUUUCAACACGGCCCACAGCAUGAUGUCACAUAACAUGACUAUGCACGACUUGGACACUGAUCCCCGUGAGUUGGAGGCGUUUGCCGAACGGUUCAAACAGCGCCGAAUCAAGCUUGGGGUGACCCAAUGCGAUGUGGGGAAAGCCCUGGCCAACCUGAAACUCCCCGGGGUGGGGUCUCUCAGCCAGAGCACGAUUUGCAGGUUCGAAUCGCUGACCCUAAGUCACAACAACAUGAUCGCGCUCAAGCCCAUCCUGGCCGCCUGGCUGGAGGAGGCAGAGGCCGCGGCCAGAGACAAGAGAAACUCGGCGGGAAUCCUCAACAGCAUGGAGAAGAAACGCAAGCGGACCAGCAUCGCUGCUCCGGAGAAGCGCUCACUGGAAGCUUACUUCGCCGUGCAGCCCCGGCCAUCCAGCGAGAAGAUCGCUGCCAUUGCAGACAAACUGGACUUGAAGAAAAACGUCGUACGGGUCUGGUUCUGCAACCAGAGGCAGAAACAGAAACGUAUGAAAUUCUCGGCACAACCCAGAUGAGACCCUUGAAAAACUGAACAUCAACUAUAUUUAUAUUAUUACCAUAAUAGGUGAAAAACAGUAACAACGACACCCAUGAUGAUGAACUUUCACCUUUCACGGAACCGAUCAAUCAAUCAAUACACGCAGGUCGUCCCCGGACACGGGCAUAGAAGAGAAAAGUGCCCAAAGCAAGGCCGAAAUUUGGGCACAAUUCACGAUCAAUCCGAACAAGUAACUUCUUGGAAUCGUUGGCAUCAAAAUCUUACGUUUAAUCAAAGACGAUUUAGUUUAAACCUUGAGGGUCCACUUAGUCAGAACCCCGGGCUGGGACCUGAUGGGCAAACUGGCGUGAACAUAUUUUCAAAAUCACUAUACUUUCCAAUUUGUACCCAAACCAAAACACCGCCAUUGAACAAAGCAGCUAAUAUCAAGGUUUUGGGUAAAACAUCCUAAUUAGUUUUGUCAACACAAAGCUGAAGAAUUUAUAUUUCGUAAUAUUGUACAGAAUAAUAAUGAUGAGACUGGCUCAGCUGGCUUUGAGGUUGACGCUCGAUGAUCGCGCCAUUUUCUUCUCUUCUUUCCGAUCAAAGAGGCCGUAAAGUCCUUGAUCACACACCACCAUGACACGGUCCACACAAUGAGUACAACUUGCACCGUAAAGCUGUUGCUGUGAGCGGAUCGAUUUGCUCACAAACGCCCGGCGAGGCUUCGGUCUUAUACCGGGGAGUGUUAGUAGAUAUCACGCUAGGUUCGGGCAGUAACUUUAUCGAUCUAAUAGGCUUUCUGUAAAAAAAAAAAGAAACUGUGCAAGGCAAAAAAGCAAUCAUUACAUAGAAUUUAAUUACAGAAUUUUCAUUUCUUUUCUGGCAAGCUUGUCAAAAACCAGUGAUAUUUCAUGCUCAGGACUUUGCGAGCCUGUUUCUAAAUUGAAGCGACAGUUUUCAGUUGAAUUUUAAUUUCCAACUGGUGUUUAUUGGUAAUUUUGCAACAAACAACAACAUUUUAAUGGUCAUUCAACCCCCCCCCCCAAUUUAAUGGAUCACCAAUGAAUAAUCUUUCGCAAACAGCAAGUUUUUUAUCAGUUGUUUGAUGAAAACAUCACCUUAAAGGAGCGAAACUGCAAAAUGUCACAUUAAAGUAGGCUGCGUUUUCAUUUUGCUGUUUUCAACGAUGUCUUCAUGCAACAUGAAAAUCGAUCAUGUUAAGAUUAACUGAUGUCGGCCCAGCUAUUCGAAGAAUUGUGAAUGUAUAUCGAUAAAAGUGUCGCUGAAGUUAAUGCCAUAAGUCGCUUCACUUCACACAAUGCAGCUUGAUUUAUGCGACGCUUCACGAUGGAUUAUGAUAGGAAAGGUCUCACUUGUACAUCAGACAUAAGCUAAGGGUUUUAAACUGCAUCACAGAAAGGAGUUCAUUUUGGGCUAAAAUUAUUCGUUUUACACCACUGUUUUUACUGGUGUAUAUUUUACACUUCUUCAAACACAUUUUCAUAAUUUAGUAAAGAGCAAUUUGUGUUCGCAUCCAUACGUUUUCCUCAAGUCAAGUGAACAAAAAUAAUUAUUUAAUAACUUGAGUUGUUGGUUACAUACUGAGCCGUUCGGUAAAUAGCAAAGUGUCAGACACACGCACAGGAGAAGGUUACCAGUCUAACUCGAUAAAUUCCCGCGUUAUCUAACUAGCUUUGACAUUCAAUUCAAAGAUUGAAUAGCUGUAAUGUGAUUGCUGUAUAGAUUAUUUCCUUAGCCACUAUAUUGCGUCAAUUUUUCAUCUCAAUAAUGCCAUACCGUGGCCUGCAUACUAUAACCGUGUUAAUCAGCGUCGCUCUCGCUAUUUUGCCGUACAAUUGGGUAAUUUAAUUGAUGACGGCGGCCAUUCGAGUUGGCGCGAUGGCCGGCUCUGAGUCAUUCCGUUCGUCCCAUAUAGAAUACACUAUAACCAUUUCGAGACGCGAAUGCAGAGACAACAGCAAAUUUAUCAUUCGCAUCUGCUAACGAGUUUCGAGGAACGCCAGUUUGGAAUCCUUGAACACGCUUGUUUUUAUUUCAUUUUUUUGGAAGGGUUGAUGUUUGAUUGGAAAUGACCCAGUUGGUGUGGAUAUAACUCAUAAUUGUUAAGAUCCCGCCAGCUCGCAGGAAAUUCCAUACGAUUAUUGUUUUUGACCAGGCUCCAUGCCAAAGCACCGGCCGGCCGUAUCAUUUCUAAUUUACCACUGGCUAGGCUCGAUCUAUCGACGCAACCAAGCGAUGGAAAUUACCCCGCGGAGUAAGAGUGUGAUUGACUCAGCCGGUCAUGCGUUGCAGUCGAUUCCUUGAGGAAUUCUCUUCCUCCUUAAUUCCCAUCUCCUUGCCUCGGCGCAGGCUAUCUCUUCUCCUCAGUUUUCUAUCUUUACCUCAUUUGGGACGCUUGGGUCGGCACGGAAAACCUAUUUCCCUCGUCAACGGAGUGUGUUAUCCCCGACGUUGACCAGCUCAAGAUAAAUCAAACACCUUCUCCACUCGAUAAUUUCAUUUGGGAAGUCCAUUUUCUUCUCUGCCUUCUCUGUCUCUUUGCAUUUUGAUACACAAUCCAGAUGCGCCAAACUGCCAACGCACGCUCACGAGAAAAGGCAAGCGUAAAACGCACAACAAGCCGCCGGUCCUGCCGAAAUUUGUACCGGUCGGUUUUCCGUGCAUCUUCGGCACGUUGCUUCGCAGCCUCGUAUAUACCGAUGGGGCUUUCCCCGCGCUAGUUGAUGAAAUAUUCACGAUGCUAUCGCCCUCACUUUACCGACAGUCAAGUUUGUAUUAAUUAUUUCCAGGUUAAACUAUCACUUCGGUUACCAGCAGACGGUGCGUUUGGCAACCUGCACGGAGCGAUGUAAAGCUAAUGUACUUCAUUUCGACACAUUCUGUUAUAUCAGAUUCAAAUAAAAAUGACAGCUGUUACAAAAAAAAAUCACCUCCUAUAUACUAACACAUCUUAAAUAUUAAUAUGAAAAUAAAAUUGUGUUUGUAUGGUUUGUUGCUGUUAAACAGUUUCAGAAGUUGGUCGUUAAACCUUUCCUGUAUCAGUGACAGGAUUGGAUAUGUCUGCGGGUGGUACUUAAUUAAGAAGUUACAUGCGGAGAUUUUGCAUAUUCAUAAUGAUGCACAUUCACACGAUGAUGUCAAAUUUGCAACAGAACCACCUGUUUGAUUGAAUUAAGAUUAUUUUUUGAAAGGCAAGAUUGUCAUGAAUCUUCAUGGAUUUCAAAUUUCAAAAUACAUCGAUCUAUUUUUUGAAAAGAAUGGCAAAGUGGGUUGUAAGCAAUCCCAGAUAAUUUCAGAUCAUUUCUGUUAUCCGAUAAAAUGACUCGCAAUCAGCAUAAUAUCUGAUCAUCAUAAAUCCCCUCGACAAAAAAAAUAACUUCUGAUAAAAUUUGAGUACUGAAUGAAAAAAGAAAAAAAAACUUACGGUCAGUUCCUCUAUUUUCAAAUGUCAAACAUGUGUAAAUACUUUGUAAUGAAUUAUUUAUUAAUUCUGAUACUCGUUUGUUCUCGAGAUCUUUUUUUGUUGGCUGGUUUAUCAAACCAUUUGAAGUAUUGUUUAUGUAAAUAGUUAUUGUCGAUCGUAUAAACAUCCAAUUUGUUUUGAAAAUGGUUUAUUUGAAAUAAAAUGUAUUAGCCUGUUUAAAUAUA